Messenger RNA from Dothidotthia symphoricarpi CBS 119687, 2292 nucleotides. RefSeq lists its product as uncharacterized. The transcript has a single exon. NCBI's taxonomy places the organism in Eukaryota, Fungi, Ascomycota, Dothideomycetes, Pleosporales, Dothidotthiaceae. Bases 1 to 2292 code for a protein of 763 amino acids. The record is from RefSeq and is a predicted model, not a curated record.
AUGCACACGCACAUGCAAAUGCACAUGCAAAUACAGACGCACACACGAACCCGCCGACCCCGCACCAAUACCACCAAUACCACCACAACCAUCUCCAGCAUCACCACCACCGCCACACAACAUGCCUUCCAAGCCAAACACUUCGUCUGCACAGGCCUCAAGGGCAUGAACGCCGAGCAGCAAGCGAGAGCCCUCCAGGUCGCGGCGAAGUAUAAAAGAAAGUUUGAGGGAGGGGAGUGGAAGGGGGUUAUGGUGAGGAUGCGGAAGAGCGUGCGUGAUGGUUGUAGAGAUACUCCUAAGAACAGUCUCGCUUCGACCACCUCCACUGGACGGCCGUUACCGAAGUCCAGUGCUAAGCUCACCUCCCCACCCCGCACCCGCUGGGACAUCCUCCCCCCCGGCGCCCCGCCCCCCCUCUCCCAAACCCCAACCUACAACGCCUUCACCCCCACCGGCUUCUGGUCCUCCCUAACCCGCACCCCCACUCCCAUCACGAAACCCAACCCACACACCCCCCAAACAGCCAUCCACCACCCCCCCGUCAUCCCCCGCGACACACGCUCAAACGCAACAUACCACGCCCUCCUCGCCGACGUCGAGCACCUCGCCCGCGGCGCCUGCGCACAACGCCUCGGCUUCUCCGCGCGCACGGGCAGUGACAGAAUCUUCCGCACCGCGAUCGUCAGCGCGGAAGAUCGCGUGCGGGGCGCUGAGCGCGCGCUGGAAGGAUGCCGUGCGCCGGGCGUGCAGGAGGAUGUUAUGGUGCGGUGGGGCGAGAUUGUCGAGCAGGAGGAUCGUGCUGUGAGGCGGUGGGAGAGGGGGUGCUUUGGUCGCGCGAAGGGAAAGAAUGAGGAGGUGGUGGAGGAGGAGUUGCCGCAAGCGAAGUUCAGACGCGGGGGGAUUAUUACGGGCGCGGAUUCUAGGGCUAGGGCGCUGGAGGGGUCGAGGGUGGGGAUGGGGGGGCUGCUUAAGUUGCCGCAGGGUGCGUUGAGGGUUGUGUGGGCGACGAGGAUAUUGGAGGAUAUGCUUAGGUUAGCUGAGGAGGAGAGGUUGGCUGAGGCGGAGGGGGAUGAUGAGGACGAGGGGUAUGAGUAUGGGAAUUUUGUGCGGAGUAUAAGGCGGGAGGCGAGUUUGGCGGAGACGGUGCGGAGUGAGAGUACCAGCGAGACUGCGACUGAGCGUGGGAGUGUGGAUGGAGAUGUGAGGUUGAGCGGCACGACGUAUACGAGUACUACGCGACACUCACAGUACUACCCCCACCACCACCACUACUCACAACAAGAAGCGACCCCCGAGCCUCGUAACACAAGGAACGACCUCCCCCUCCGAUCAAUCCAUUCCAGCCAUUCCAGUCUCACCCACCACCGCAGCACAAGCACCGACACAAUCAAGACAUCGAUUUAUAUCCCCGAACAUAACGACAACACCGACGACGGCGCAGAAAUAACACCCGGACCCAGCCCAGAGGAGAAAGGCUUCCGCCAUCGUGCGCCGGGUUUCUCCCAGUUAUCAAGCUGGGCACAUAGCUUGAGGGAGACUCGAUCUACAUCUCCAUCUCCAUCUCCAUCCAGGACCGCGAGGCAGGGAAAUGAAAACGAACAAGGAGAUGAACACGAACACAGGCAGGAGGAAACCGAACAGCAACAUGUCAAACAAGAAGUUGGAAAUCCGACAGAGCAGGGAAGCCCCCCACUGAGUCCCUGGUCCCUCGCGAGAAGUAAAACGAGGAUCACACCCACUGCGUUCUUGUUCCGCCGCGCUAUCCCGCUCCCUGGGAGUGAGGGGGUGGGUGUACCGCGUUCGUCGGUGACGGUGUCGUCGGUGUGGUCUUCUUCUUCGUCUGAGGAUGAGGAGGAGGUUGUGGACAUGGACGAAGAUGGAAAUGUCGAUGAGGAUGAAGAUGUAGAUGGAAGUGUAAGUGCGCACCCUCUCAUUCCGGCGUCUGCUUCUUUUUCUGCUUCUGCUUCUGCUUUUACUUCUUCUUCUGCUUCUCCUUCUCCUUCUCCCCCUCCUUUCCGUCUUUUUCCAGCCACUCCUUCUACCUCUGCCUCUGCAUCCAUUCCGAGUCUACACAACACACCACGCACCUCGUCGUCGGGAGAACAACACCGCCGCUCCACAUCCAGCACCCGCACGCGUAUCCUGCGCCCCGCGUCGCGCGAGAGCGAGGAGGAGUGGGCGAGUGUGUUGAGUGGGAUGGAGGAGCGGGAGAGGGAGAGGCGGGUUUGUGAGGGGAGGGCGUGGGGGGAGAGGGUCAGGGGGAGGGACUUGGAGGGUGGAGGGGGGAGGUGA